Molecule: messenger RNA, 1955 nt
Organism: Arachis ipaensis
Lineage: Eukaryota; Viridiplantae; Streptophyta; Magnoliopsida; Fabales; Fabaceae
Source: RefSeq, a predicted model, not a curated record
UUUCAAUGAAAUAUAGGGACGGUUUGACCAGAUUCCUAGAUUUUGCAUUUGCCAAUGCAUCAUCUGAUGGGAUGAUACGUUGUCCAUGUCCGAAGUGUGGCUUCCUCCUCUUACAAAAUAGAGAGGAUGCGUUUGAUCACUUGGUGAUCAACCCUUUCCCGUCUACUUACACAUUUUGGAUCCAUCACGGUGAGAGACGCAGGGUCGAGAGCUCUUGUGACGGACAAGAAGAUCAAUCUGAACAACAUUUCAAUGCCUCGAUGCUUGAUAUGGUCCAUAAUGCAUUUAACUUCUCAGGACUUCCCGGUCCCGAAGAAGACUCAGAGAAUGAACCUGACGGCGGCGCUAUGGAUGAGUUGCCUUACUUAUACAAUGAACCUAGUCGAGAGACCCGCAACUUUCACGACCUACUCGAAGACGGGGAGCAGGAGUUAUACUCAGGAUGUUCAAAGUUCUAUAAGUUGUCUUUCUUGGUGAGGCUCAAUCAUAUUAAGUCCAUGUGCGGAGUGAGCGAUAAGGCCUUCGGAAUGAUAUUGGAGUUGCUCACGGACGCCUUUGAGCAUGCCUGGAUUCCAUCCACUGUGCACGAUGCCAAAAAAGUCAUAAGAAAACUCGGCCUCGCGUACAAAAAGAUAGAUGCAUGUCCAAAUGACUGCAUGCUAUACCAGGGCAACGACCAAGAGCUGACCAAAUGCAAGCAGUGUGGGACAUCGAGAUGGAAGCAUAAGACUAAAAAGAACUCUAGGGUGAGGAUCAAGAUGGUUGUCAAGAAGAAUGGCAAACCACAAGCGGCGAAGAUUCUUCAUUACUUCCCCCUUAUUCCACGAUUGCAGAGGUUAUAUAUGUCUAGUAAGACAGCCGUUGACAUGAUGUGGCAUAAGAGAGGUCCUAACUCUAAUGGUAUGUAUAGGCAUCCAAGGGACGCCGAGGCAUGGAAGUCAUUUGACAUACGAUAUCCCGACUUCUCUCGUGAUCCGCGUAGUGUUCGCCUGGCAUUAGCUAGCGAUGGCUUUAACCCUUUUGGGAACAUGAGCUCGAAGUACUCAAUUUGGCCAGUGUCGAGAAAAAAAACCUUCAAGAUGCAUGCUGCGUUGAUGUGGAUAAUCAGUAAUUUUCCAGGCUUGGGGAACUUAUCUGGGUGGAACACGUACGGUGGGAGAGCCUGUCCUGCGUGCAAUUCGGAUACUGAAACUAACUGCCUUACACACAGCCAGAAAUGGUGUUUCAUGGGUCAUCGUCACUUUCUGAAUCAUGACCACAAAUACAGAAAAGGCCGGUACUCCUUUGAUGGAAAGAUAGAGGAUAGAGGUCCACCUAUUAGAGUCUCUGGUAGAGACAUUAUCCGGCAGUUAGAGGGUGUGCAUGUCCAAUUUGGCAAGGUGCAAUCUAUUACGGGGAAAAGGACACGCAGACAGCAAACUCCCAUGCAAGAUGAAACUCCUUGGAAGAAGAGGAGUAUAUUCUUUGAGCUGCCAUAUUGGAAGAACAAUGAAUUGUGUCACAACCUUGAUGUCAUGCACAUAGAGAAGAAUGUGUACGACAACAUAGUAUUCACCAUAAUGAACGAGAAAGCGCAAGUUGUCGGGGCUGAAAAGCCACGACUGUCACAUUCUAAUGGAAUAUCUACUUCCAAUCGUGUUAAGGAAUGCAUUGUCUCUCCAAGUGUCUUCUGUCCUGGCGGAUUUGUCAUCCUUUUUUUGUCGAUUAUGCAGCAAAUCCAUAGACCCUCAACAACUUCCUCUCCUUCAGAAUCACGUGGUUCAUACUCUGUGUCGCAUGGAGACAAUUUUCCCUCCUUCUUUCUUCACAGUGAUAGUUCACUUGACAGUGCAUUUGGUCGAGGAGGUACCUAUGUCGUCUCAAGCAGUACGUGCAUAACAGAUCACAACCAGAGGGCUCAAUUGCAGAGGGAUACUUAUUCGAGGAGAUUCUUGUAUUCUGUUCAAGGUACUUAG